AUGAAAAAUACUACGACAACAAUAAAUCAAUCACCGUCAGAACGUCGUAUUCUAAAUCCCAGUCUUACAACACGUAUGAAACCCAAGACCAAGGUGAAACAGAUGAUGGAAUCUGAACUAGACGUUCAAUCGGAACAAAACAAUUCGACUAUACAAUCAAAGCAUCAACCAUUUUCAUUUUCAUUGUCAUCGUCAUCAUCAUACGCUAAUAUCAAUUUCAUUAUAUGCUAG
Messenger RNA from Debaryomyces tyrocola, 231 nucleotides. The record is from the annotation of a GenBank genome assembly. NCBI's taxonomy places the organism in Eukaryota, Fungi, Ascomycota, Pichiomycetes, Serinales, Debaryomycetaceae.